UACAGUUCUGGGUUCGCCUGAUUACGCCUGCAGCAAAAUCUUAUAAUGGUCAUGGGAAAAUGGUUUCUUAACGACUUGAAGUUGUAUCUCUCCACCUGCAAACACAUAUCAUCCGUUGCCAAGAUCCAUGCUGUUGCAAUUACAUCUGGGAUUUUCGGCUUCGGAAGUCUCCCAGCGCAGCUGAUAGCGUCGUAUGCUCGCGCGGGUCACAUGGAUGUCGCAUGCAAACUGCUCGACAAUAUGCCUGAAAGAAGGGUUGAUUCUUGGAACGCAUUGCUGAUCGCUUACUCCCGCCGGAACUGCCCCCUUCAGCUCAUGCAUCUGUACAGAAGAAUGAUAUUUGAAAAUAUAAAGCCAGACAGCUCAACCUUUACGGUGGCGAUCAAAGCCUGCACCAGCUUGAUGGACUUGGAGUUGGGGCAGGAAAUUUGGCGAACUGCCGUGGGCUGUGGUUAUGGGGAUGACAUAUUUGUGGCGACUGCUGUGCUGAAUUUGUAUGCCAAGUCUGGGGAAAUGGAUGGGGCGAUGUGCGUGUUCGAGAGGAUGUGUCGACGGGAUGUGGUGACAUGGAGUACGGUGAUUGCGGGGUUUGUUAAGAGUGGGAGAGCAAUGGAGGCCGUGGAUGCAUAUAGGGCGAUGCGGAAGGAGGGACUUGAAGGCGACGGGGUUGUGAUGUUGGCACUGAUCCAGGCGUGCGCGGAGAUGCGGUCCCCGAAAAUAGGUUGCUCGCUGCACGGGUACAUGCUUCGGAAAGGUUAUGCUAUGGAUGUUGCGGUGCAGACGACUCUUGUAGACAUGUAUGCUAAGAGUGGAAGGGUGGACAGUGCAUCCACCGUGUUUCGGAUCAUGAGCCACCGGAGCAUUGUGUCUUGGAGCAGCUUGAUAUCGGGGUAUGCGCGGAGUGGACGAUAUGCAGGGGAGUCUCUCAAAUUGCUGGUAGAGAUGCAGAGUUGCGGGUUGGAACCUGACUUGGUUUCACUGGUGAGCGCACUUCUGGCAUGUUCUCAGCUCGGGUCUCCGUCACGGGGGCGGGAGGUGCACGGAUACAUUACCCGGAGGAGGAUCCGCAUGGAUCAGGACGAGGGCAAGGACGAGGAUCAGGUCCUCAGCACGGCACUCAUUGAUAUGUAUGCAAAAUGCGGGCUGCUUUGCUGUGCCCGGGCAUUGUGCGAACAGGUGAGCAGCUUUCGCAGGGGGGACGUCAUACUUUGGAAUACAAUUAUUGCCAGCUACGGGACUCACGGGGAGGGCAAGGAGGCCCUCAAGAUUUUCCGGCAAAUGCUUGAGGCGGGCGUGGCUCCUGAUCAUGCGACAUUCGCUGCUCUUCUCUCGGCAUUGAGCCAUUCGGGAUUGGUGGAGGAAGGGAAGUACUGGUUUGAGUCGAUGGUCGAAGAAUAUGGAAUUGAGCCGAUGGAGAAGCAUUACGUGAGUUUGGUCGAUCUGUUCGCUCGGGGCGGGCGAGUGGAGGAAGCUCGGGAGUUGAUCGAAGGCAUGAUGGCGAGCAUGGGGCCCCCGGGGAUGGGUGUGUGGGUGGCCCUUCUGUCGGGAUGCCUGAACCAUAAGAAGUUCGGGGGGGUGGGAGAAUGGGCGGCGAGGAAGGUGCUGCUGGAGCUGAAGGGGGAGGGGAAGCCGCCGAAACAGGGGAGUGCAGCAGGAGUAUACAGCCUGGUGUCGAAUUUCUUCGCGGCUGCAAAGAGAUGGGAGGAAGUGGCGGCGGUGAGGAGGGAGAUGAGACUGGUAGGCGGGGGGACAGUAGUGAAGAAGGCGGUGCCGGGGUGCAGCGUGAUUGAAGUGAAUGGCAGGUUGUCUGCGUUCAGCGUGGAGGACAGGAGCCACCCUUGGUACGGACGGAUUGCGGCAGUUGUGGCGGAGAUGGAAGACGCAAUGAGACGAGGAGGAGGAGGAGGAUACUGCGAAUGCGAAUGCGAAUGCGAAUGCGAAUGCCAAUGCGAAUGUGAGUUAGGAGGAAGUGGAGGAGGAGGAUGUCCAAUUCCAAUUCCGAUUCCGAUGGUGGUGGAUGCGGUAAUUGAAACUUAAAAAGGAAGGAGGGCAGGGCAGGGCAGCAUAGAUAAGAUAGACGAGUCACAUUGAGCGACCCGGUGGUUGAAGAAGGUUCAACUUGCAAGCACCCACUGCCUAUGAACACCAACAACAAGUAUUAUAUUAUUUCAACACUAUUUUUUAAUUACAACUUUUUAAAAGUAAUAAUAAACAAUACAAAAACUUUCAACAUUAAAUAUUUAACUUAAAAUAAUACUCCCUCCAUCAGAG
This is a messenger RNA of Andrographis paniculata, 2271 nucleotides long. Its product is annotated as putative pentatricopeptide repeat-containing protein At3g25060, mitochondrial. The transcript has a single exon. The record is from RefSeq and is a predicted model, not a curated record. Gene Ontology annotation, molecular function: protein binding; RNA binding. Lineage: Eukaryota; Viridiplantae; Streptophyta; Magnoliopsida; Lamiales; Acanthaceae. Bases 46 to 2037 code for a protein of 663 amino acids. Gene Ontology annotation, biological process: RNA modification.